AUGGCCUCCUCCCUCCCCCAAACCAUGAACGGCAUCCAAAUCCCCCGCACAGGCGGCACAGAAGUCCUAACCCACCACACGGACCUGCCCCUCCCCGCCCUCGCCGAGAACCAGGUCCUCGUCCGCAACGAAUACGCAGGCAUAAACUACAUCGACACCUACUUCCGCACCGGCCUCUACAAGGCGCCCCUCCCCAUCACCCCCGGCCGCGAAGGCGCCGGCACCGUCGUGAAAUCCCACCCCUCCGUCGGGACCCAAUUCAAAGAGGGCGAUCGCGUCGUCUACAUGGGCCCUUUUGGCUCCUACUCGGGCUACUCCGCCGUCAACGCCGCCCAGCUCCUGCGCAUCCCCGACGCGCUGGCCACGGAUAAAGCCGCCGCCGCGCUGCUGCAGGGUCUCACGGCCUGGACUUUUAUCCGCGAGGCGGGCGAGGUGAAGGAGGGGGAAUGGGUCCUCGUCCACGCGGCCGCCGGCGGCGUCGGGUUGCAGCUCGUGCAGAUGCUGCGUGCCGUGGGCGCGAGAGUGAUUGGCACGACGAGCACCGACGAGAAGUGCGCGCUGGCGAAGAAGAACGGCGCAGAGUUCAUUGUAAACUCGCGCUCGCAGGAUCUCGUGGAGGAGGUGAAGAAGAUUACGGGCGGGCACGGCGUGGAUGUCAUCUUUGACGGCGUCGGCAAGGCGACAUUUGAUAGCGAUAUCGAGAUGGCGGCGCGCAAGGGGAGGUUGGUCGUCUUUGGCAACGCGUCGGGAGCUGUUCCUCCGUUUGACAUCCUCAAGCUGGGUCCCAAGAACUUGAAGGUCAUGCGGCCCAUUGUCAACGGCUACACCGCGACCAGGGAGGAGCUGGAAAAGUACAGCACGGAGCUGUUUGACAUGAUUACGUCGGGCAAGGUGGAGGUGGCCAUCCACAAGGCGUACCCGCUCAAGGACGUCAAGCAAGCCCACGAGGACCUGGAGAGCCGCAACACGACGGGGAAGCUCAUCCUCAAGGUGGAUUGA
This is a messenger RNA of Colletotrichum scovillei, 999 nucleotides long. RefSeq lists its product as uncharacterized. The coding region runs from base 1 to 999 and encodes 332 amino acids. Gene Ontology annotation, molecular function: quinone reductase (NADPH) activity; zinc ion binding. Lineage: Eukaryota; Fungi; Ascomycota; Sordariomycetes; Glomerellales; Glomerellaceae. Gene Ontology annotation, biological process: cellular response to oxidative stress. Gene Ontology annotation, cellular component: cytoplasm. The transcript is spliced from 2 exons. The record is from RefSeq and is a predicted model, not a curated record.